Molecule: messenger RNA, 2264 nt
Organism: Columba livia (rock pigeon)
Lineage: Eukaryota; Metazoa; Chordata; Aves; Columbiformes; Columbidae
Gene: HOXC8
Product: homeobox C8
Exons: 2
Coding region: 21-749 (242 amino acids)
Biological process (GO): regulation of transcription by RNA polymerase II
Cellular component (GO): nucleus
Molecular function (GO): DNA-binding transcription factor activity, RNA polymerase II-specific; RNA polymerase II transcription regulatory region sequence-specific DNA binding
Source: RefSeq, a predicted model, not a curated record
UUUUUUUGCAUGCGAGGGUCAUGAGUUCCUACUUUGUAAAUCCUCUCUUUUCCAAGUACAAAGGCGGUGAAUCGCUGGAGCCAACUUACUACGACUGCAGAUUUCCACAAAGUGUUAGCAGGAGCCAUGCUCUGGUGUAUGGUCCGGGCACCACUGCUCCCACCUUCCAGCACCCUUCACACCACGUCCAAGAGUUUUUCCACCACGGAACCUCCAGCAUCUCCAACUCUGGAUACCAGCAAAACCCAUGCGCCUUGGCGUGUCACGGAGACGCUUCUAAAUUCUAUGGAUAUGAAGCUCUACCGAGGCAAUCGCUUUAUGGUGCUCAGCAAGAGACGACUGUUGUACAAUAUCCUGACUGUAAAUCGUCUUCCAACAGUAACUCUAGCGAGGGACAAGGGCAUUUAAAUCAAAAUUCGUCUCCCAGUCUCAUGUUCCCAUGGAUGAGACCUCACGCUCCCGGAAGACGCAGUGGCAGACAGACUUACAGCCGGUACCAGACCCUGGAGUUAGAAAAGGAGUUCCUCUUCAACCCGUAUUUGACACGGAAGCGGCGGAUUGAGGUCUCUCACGCCCUGGGACUGACCGAGAGACAAGUGAAGAUCUGGUUCCAGAACAGGAGGAUGAAGUGGAAAAAAGAAAACAACAAAGAUAAGCUGCCGGGGGCCAGGGACGAGGAGAAAACGGAAGAAGAAGGGAAUGAAGAAGAGGAAAAAGAAGAGGAGGAAAAAGAAGAAAGCAAGGACUGAGUUCUCAGCCCCUUGAAGUCUCGUUUUAUGGCAGAUGAUAAAUCGAGAUGUUUACGACGGUCAUUUGCUUUUAUAGAGUAUAGAAUGGAGAGGCUCACACAGCAGUAACUACCUGUCAAACAGUUGUAGCCUUUUUUAUUGUCAUAGAAACUUCCCCUACUCUUUUUUUUUUUUAAACUUUUUUUUCUUUUUUUCUUUUUAAUAGCUGCGUUUUUUAGCUCAAUAAAUACAUAGUUGGCUCGACUGCGAGAGCGGGGGGACCAAACACGAUAUGAAGUGAAAUAAUCCAGCAAAGCAAAGCCACCCCCCGAGCCCCAGCAGUGCUAAGCCAAGCCUGCAAGCGAAUGUCACUGCUCGUCCCUGCUCCCGCCUGCGAAGCUGCGCACAACCACGGGGGCAAAAUAUGUAUUGCUGGGACCAGCUUUGCCUUGGCCUCUUGAUUUUUGGUCUCUUUUGAAGCUCGGGUUUUGCCUCUCCCCCAGUGUCCGCCCCCCGGGGGAAAGCCGAGGGUGCUUCCUUUAGCUUGUUUGUGUAGUGUCUGUCUGUCUAUCUGUGGAGAUCUCCAUUCCCACCAGCCAUUUAUCACCCCCCCCGGAGGGGCCCGAACUGCAGCCCCUGCCAGAUAAGAAGAGGAGCUUGGAGGGUGAGCAUACCUGGUAGCACCCAAACACACCCCCAAACCCUCCCCAUUCCUAUAGGUCUGGGGCUUGUAUAUACCUUGAUAGGCCAAAAAACAUAAAGAAAAUUUAAAAAAGCAAAAAAAAAAAGCAACCCAAACCCUUCCUCAUUUCUAUAGGCGCUGUUUACUCUUUGCUUGUGUGAGCACUCGAAAUUCUUCAUGUACUACCUAAAGGGAAAACCUGCAAUAAUUAGCAAACCUAUUAGCAACAAGGGGCUUACGUAUCGGGAAUUUUACUUGGUGAGGAUUUAUUGAAGAGAGAGCGCUGUGUUUUUGCCCUGAUGCGAGCUACUAAGUAGCAGAAAAAUAACAAUAAAGAAUACAAAGAAAACCCCCACCAACACCACCAACCAACCUUGUAUUGUACUUUAUCACUACCUAUAGAAGGAGUCAUGCUUUGAAAGUAUUUGUAAUGCGGUUUUAUUGUCGUUCGUUGCUGCUUAUUUUCUUGGAAAAUUAAAAAAACAUUAAAAAAAAAUAAUCCCAACAACUGAAACUGCCUAGUUGAGAACGCACAGUAUUGUAUUAUUUUAUUGUGCUUAUAAAGUAGUGUAGAACUAAAUUGCACUGAAUGUAUAGUUAUCUAUUUGUCUUGACUUAUCUGUUAAUGCAACAUGCUCGAAACGAAUAAAGGAAAUCGUCAUUUGUUUUAUGUAAAAACAUAGUUCUGCGUGUUCAAACUCUGAAUGUAGCAAUUACCGCCCGAAAAAGGAAAAAAUGAAAAAAAAUAGCAACCCACAUCUCUGGACGCCGUGGAUUUGUAUUGUAUACGUGAGACAUGACGUAAAUAAUAAUAAUUAUAAUAAUAAUAAUAAAAAUAAAGGAUUUUAAAAGGA